Messenger RNA from Corvus hawaiiensis (hawaiian crow), 3248 nucleotides. It is a transcript of the gene NACC1, whose product is annotated as nucleus accumbens associated 1. NCBI's taxonomy places the organism in Eukaryota, Metazoa, Chordata, Aves, Passeriformes, Corvidae. The record is from RefSeq and is a predicted model, not a curated record. Gene Ontology annotation, biological process: regulation of transcription by RNA polymerase II. Gene Ontology annotation, molecular function: DNA-binding transcription factor activity, RNA polymerase II-specific; protein binding; RNA polymerase II cis-regulatory region sequence-specific DNA binding.
CAGGCCCCCCCCGGCCCCCGCCAUGGCGCAGACGCUGCAGAUGGAGAUCCCCAACUUCGGGAACAGCAUCCUGGAGUGCCUGAACGAGCAGCGGCUGCAGGGGCUCUUCUGCGACGUGUCCGUGGUGGUCAAGGGCCACGCCUUCAAGGCCCACCGGGCCGUGCUGGCCGCCAGCAGCUCCUACUUCCGAGACCUGUUCCACAGCUCCAAGAGCGCCGUGGUGGAGCUGCCGGCGGCCGUGCAGCCCCAGUCCUUCCAGCAAAUCCUCAGCUUCUGCUACACCGGCCGCCUCAGCAUGAACGUGGGCGACCAGUUCCUGCUCAUGUACACGGCCGGCUUUCUGCAGAUCCAGGAGAUCAUGGAGAAGGGCACUGAGUUCUUCCUCAAGGUCAGCUCGCCCAGCUGCGACUCGCAGGGGCUGCACGGCGACGACACGCCGGGCUCGGAGCCGCAGAGCCCGGUGGCCCAGACCUCGGCGGCACAGGGCUGGGCGGCCGCGCUGCCGCUGGUGUCGCGGGUCAAGACGGAGCAGGGUGAGCCCGACGGCGUCCAGUGCACCUUCGUGGUCAAGCGCCUCUGGGACGGGGCCCCCAAGGAUGCCGGUGGCAACGGCAGCCGCAAAAUGGCCAAAUUCUCCGAGGCGGCGCCGCGCCCGCCGCAGCCGCCCGGCACCGCUGCCGCCCCGGCCCCUGCACCCGCCCCGGCGCCCGGCGCGGCCGCUGACCAGACCAGCCCCGGGGGCACGUCCAGCGCCUACACGAGCGACAGCCCUGGCUCGUUCCACAAUGAGGAGGACGAGGAGGAGGAUGCGGGCGAGGAAGGCUCGGACGAGCAGUACCGGCAGAUCUGCAACAUGUACACCAUGUACAGCAUGAUGAACGUGGGGCCCGCAGCCGCAGAGAAGGUGGAGGCCCUGCCUGAGCAGCCCCCCCCCGAGCCCCGGGCCCGCGCCCGCCUGCGCCAGGACCUGGCGUCGCUGCCGGCCGAGCUCGUCACCCAGAUUGGCAACCGCUGCCACCCCAAGCUCUACGACGAGGGCGACCCCGCCGAGAAGCUGGAGCUCGUCACCGGCACCAACGUGUACAUCACGCGGGCGCAGCUGAUGAACUGCCACGUCAGCGCGGGCACGCGGCACAAGGUGCUGCUGCGCCGCCUCCUCGCCUCCUUCUUUGACCGGAACACGCUGGCCAACAGCUGUGGGACCGGCAUCCGCUCAUCCACCAACGAUCCCAGCCGGAAGCCGCUGGACAGCCGGGUGCUGCACGCGGUCAAGUUUUACUGCCAGAACUUCGCACCCAACUUCAAGGAGAGCGAGAUGAACGCCAUCGCGGCCGACAUGUGCACCAACGCGCGGCGCGUGGUGCGCAAGAGCUGGAUCCCCAAGCUGAAGCUGCUCAUGGCCGAGGGCGACUCCUACACCUCCUUCAUCAACGACACCGGCAAGCUGGAGCCCGACAUCAUGGGCCCCGAGCCGCCCUUUGAGGCGGGGGGCCCCGAGCCCGAGGGGGGGCCUGCAGGGGAGGGGCUGCAGUGACCCCCGGGGACCCCCCCGGCGGGGAGGGGAGGCUGCGCUGGGGAGGGGGUGGGGACUCGGCCCUAAACUGGGGGACCCCCCCCCCAGGUGCAGCCCCCGCCCCCAGGAGUAGGGAACCCCCCCAGAGCCACCAGUGAGGGCGUAGGGACCCCCCCAGGGGCAGGGAACCCCCCCAUGGGGAGGGUCCCUCCAGUGAGGACCCCAUGAGGAUGAAGGGGGACCCCCCACAAGGGGCAGGGUCCCACCAGCAAGGGACCCAUGUGGUUUAGGGACCCCCCCAUGGGGCAGGGACCCCCCCCCAAACGGACCCCUCAGGGGCAGGGACCCCACAGCAGGGCCCCGGUGGGUCCUGUCCCCCCCCCGGCCCCCACAGCAUUUGGGGUUUGGGGGAGGGCGGCAGCGUCUCGGCACAAGCGCGGCUGCCUCCCCCCCCAGCAUUCGGGGGGGGUCUCAGCUUGGGGUCUCCCCAGGGCCCCCCCCGUGCGCCCCCGUUCCCCUCCAGGGCCACUCUGUCUCUGCAUGUGUGUCCCCCCCGUGUCCCCCCCGUCCCACGUCCCCCCCCCCCCCGGGGACCCCCAUCGCUCUGGGCAGCCCCUACAGCCCCCCCCCCCAUGUCCCCCCUGUCCCGUGUCCUCCCCCCAUCGCUCUGGGCAGCCCCGCUGGCCCCCCCAGCAUGUGUCCCCCUGUGUCCCCCCCCCCGGGGCCAGAGUGUCCCCAGGUGACCUGCAGCCCCCCCGCCAGGUCACUUGUCCGUAUGCGUCCCCAGGUGUGCGUGUCCCCCCCCCCCGCACAAAGGGGAGUGUCACUUGUCUGUGUCCCCCCCCCCCAAAGGAGCCGGGACUGCCAAAUUGGGGGGGUUCUCCCCUUGUUGGCCCCCCCUACACUGGAGUCUUUACUCGGGGGAGGGGGAACACCCGUGUGUGACCCGGGGCAGGACAGGGACACCCAGGGUGGGGGUGACACCUCUGGGCAGGGGUGGGGGACGCGGGCCCUCCCCUCCCCAGGGCUUCGCUGCGGCUUCACUCCACAGGGGAAACUGAGGCACAGUUUGGUGACAACCUCCCCGUCCCAUUCCGGCUGGGGGGGUCUGGGAGGGUCCCCCAGGUGUCCCCACUGCCCCCCCAGGUCUCCUGACGUUCGGUCAAGUGCCUUACCCGCCCCUCCCCCGGGCUCCCUCCGCGUCUCCACUGCCCCCCCCGGCCCCCCCUCGGCCCCCCCCGGGGCACAGGGACCUCCCCCAACCCCCCCGCCUGGGUUCCCCCUUCUCCUCCCCUCUCUCCGUGCCUCAGUUUCCUCUUUUUCCAACGAGUUCUGCCGGUCUCAGCCCGCCGGGGGCGGGGAGGAAGGGGGGGAGUGUCCCUGCUGUCCCCCCUUCCGAUCCCACCCUCCCCAAAAUCGGGGUCCCGCUCUUUGUUCGCUCCUUUAGCUGUACAGAAGGGGGGGGGGGCGCGGCGGCGGCUCGGCAGCAUGGACCCCCCCCCGUGCUUGCGCUUCCCCCGCCCCCCCGGGGACCCCCCCAGUGUCUGUCCUGUGUAAUGAAGUGCCAAGACCACCCCCCCCUCCUCCCGGACACCCCCCAGGGGCCCUUCUGGAGCCCCCCUAGACCCCCCGGGACCCCCCCCCCCGAGCCCCCCGACGCUGGAGGUUGCACAUGAACUGCUGUUGGGCGCGAGGGAGCGUGUGAAUAGUGAAAAUAAACACAGAGUUUGUAACA